CUGCGGUUUUCUGUUACGGAAGAAACACUCACAUAUCGUCGCAUGCUUUAUACUGGUAUAUUCAAACACAUAUGUUUAGCAUCUCGGAACAAAUAUGAAAGCAUCAACUUUACUGUUAUUGCUACUAUCGCCCGUUUCCUUUGCUGGCCAGCUAUACUAUCCACCGCUAUAUUGGCAUAAAGAUGACUGUCGGUAAGUGAGCAUCGCUACAGACAUUAUUUUAUUAAAAUACCAUCGAUAACAUACCAAUACAAACUGAUCGAUUGAAUAUGCGACUCCUUCUAUAAGUUAGCAUUGUGUGGAAUCUCUUCGUUGUGGAAAACUCCCCUUUACUUUUGUCCUGAAGUAGUGUAGAUUAUGAACUAAAGUUGUUCUAAAUAAAUAAAACGGAGUUUAUUAAGUUAAGACAGUUCAGUGCAGUACUAUAUCGCACCGACAUUUAAUACGACCGCGAUACCAUACGCAAAUACACAAACAAAACCGGUUAUUCCAAAUAAAUAUAAUAUUUCCCCAUCGUUAUUUGGCUGACAAUGACUAAAGCAUUGUAGAAAGCCAGAAUAUAUAUUUAAAUGUUCGUAUACUUGGAAUUACCGAUUUUGUGUUUUGCAUAAAAACACUCGUUGUAGCAAGUUAAUAUAGUAACACUUAUGAGACGUUACGAGGCAUUCGCCAAUUAAUAGCCAAUUUAAUAGCUAAUACGCUGGUAUAUAUGUGGUAAUGCACAUUAUUAUUGUUAGAAAUAUAUUGUGUUUUCUAUAAUGGCCGCUAUUUCGACCAAAAUAUACAAGCAAAAGCGAGUUAAUCCUUAUUUUCUUCCGAAAUAACCAAUAUAAUUACGGAUGGCAUACAAAUUGCGCGUGUGGUAUUUGCCUAGUAAUAUAUCAAUUGGCCAGCAUAGUUUGCACUGAGUUACUGUCAUGGGUAAAAACACAUCGCAUUCACCUAAUUGUCGCUAUUUCGACGAAAAUAUACAAGCGAAAGCGGGCUAAUCCUCUGUUUGGUUUCGCUGACAUGUUUAAUGCUUCACUCACGAAGCCAAAACAAUGCGACGUUUAAGAUAUGGUCAGUGUGUCAACGACAUGCGGUGACGGUUUGCAGUGGAAAUGGUUAAAAUGUCCGAGUAUCGCUACAUGCAGAGCGUAUCAUUUCGACUGUUUGGUUAGAGUAGAAAGCUAUGAUAGCUUUAACUUUUGCUAAAUAAUGCUAAUCGGAAUUGCUGUGGUCAACAAUUCAUGUGGUCGAUUCGAGUUUGCUAGACGCCUUGCCCAAACUAUUCAAAAUUAUUAUCAAACAUUUCGAUGGUAAUUUGAUUAACCGCUUACUCGUUUAGCACCCUUCUUCGGCUGAAUUGCAUAACAAGUAUAAACCACGAUGUUGCUAAAAACGUUAAGCGAACUCUUUUAUACGAGUCCUUUGUAGUAUAGGUUGUUGCAUUCAGUAUAUGCAAAAUUUGGUUUCGAUGAAAGCCCUUCGUCACAUCAGAUACUAUAUCUGACACUGCAAUUGGCGCAUGGUGUAUGCUAUACCACAUUACAUAUAUUUUUAAAACACGAUAUGUAGCCACAAUUAUUAAAGAAAAGAUUUUAAGUCUAUAUGUUAUGUUUAUAACUUAAUUAUAACUAAAUCGGUAUUCACCAAUUUAUAGGUACAUCUGUUGCAUUUACAGUUGUGCCUGGUAUUAAAAGUACCAACGACCAAAAAGUGUGAACCAAAAAAAAACAUAACAGUUCUAUUUUGACUUUUUGGUACGGGUAUUUUGUCUGUAUUUAACUAGACAACCAGACGCUUGAUUUGCAUUUGACUAUUGUAAGUUUGUCCUUAAAGCCAGGAAAGAUUAAAUCUGAAUCCCAAAAGCUUUUCUCAAACUAUGUCGCAGUCUGGUUGACUGAGUGAUACCACAAUUCAAAAGUCGCAUGAAAAUGUGUCUAAUACAUGACAGACGCAAUUUUUCAUCGCCUGAACUAGUGUUGCGGCGGUUGGCUGCAGCAGCUCCCAGCUUUGUGUGAGAAUAGUAUUUAUUGAAUAGUCUAUAUAUAGGCCCUGAGAGUUCAUUUCAUAUCAUAAUAAAAUGUAUUACCAAGCGUGUUACGUGUAUUCAAGCUCCUAUUAAUAUAUCAUAUACUAUAUAUUGUAAACAGCUACCAAGCCGUAAUCGAAAUACACUCGAAACAAGCCUAGUCCGGACUUUAUAGUGACUUAGUCAAGCGAUUACAAACUUUGGCCUGUAAAAUAUACAAUCGCAAAUUUCGUUUAUAAUACGGACCAGAAUCUUUCAAUGCGCUAGAGGAUACAGUACUUAUAGACUCUUCAGCAAGCGAUUAUAAAUUUUUGUUUGGAUGCCUAGAGGGUAUACUUAAGUGAUUAUAUUUUUUUUGCAUGUAAAAUAUUCAAUGUUCAUUGAUUUAAAAUAUGUGACCAUUUAUGUUGGUGGUGAUAAAAUGUUACAAAUAUUCAAAAUUCACUUGAUCAAAUGAUUAUACUUUUGCCUGCAAAAUAAACAAUGCCAUGAUAUUGUGUUAUGGUGACCCAAUGAAAAUGUUUUGACUAUGGUUUUGACGCGUUAAACGAUUAGUUUUCAUAAUUUAAUUGCAAAGAAACAACACAGAGUGAUUAUUGUUGAAAACCAAAACUAUAGCAAUUAUUUACUCUAUACAGUAUAAUAGAUAAAUGUGGUAGCAUUAUUAUUUAUAUUGAACAUUUAAUUAAUGUACUGUUAUAUUUGAAAUGUAUCGGAAUAUCCGAUUUCGACAUGUCACAUGUGUUAUGAGUUCACGUUUGACCGCAAAGUCUCGCCGACCAUCGUCAACAUCGAGGUGGUUCAAAUUUUGAUUUGUGUAUAUAAUAAUAUCCAGUCACCUUUCAUCAACUCUCACGCAACUCUUGUUCUCGUUUGACCGGGGCAUGAGAGUUGAGAACAUUCUCAUGCAAACUCUCGCUUGUCAACUCUCAUUCUCGUUUGACCGGGGCUUAUGUUAUGUUAGAAAUGUUCAUGCAAUAUGGCGAGGGUAUCUGACGUUGUUGCUCCACAAACCCAUAAUCAUUGGCAUUGCGUGGAAUAGGUCAAAGUUUAGUGCCUACCGAUGUUAGAGAGAACGACAGCUUGCAACAAAAACUUAAGACCUAAACUGUCUUUAUGGCAGUAUUACCAAGCGCGCAAGGGAAAACAUGGACUCAACUUUGAAAAGUUAUUUUAGAUCUCUCUAAAAUAAUGUUAACGUAAGGGUCAUCCCUUAUUGCUCCAGUGUUAAUUUACUACGAGGCUUUCGCUUGCCACUCCUAUGACCAUUGCUAUAUGCACGUUCGAUCUAUGCCAAAAACGCACAUCAGCAUUUGCAUUGAAUAGAUUUGUCUGACAAAAUGCUAUUUGCAUUGUUCUGAGGUAGACAAUUACUUGUGUAGCCCUUGGCUAAAAUCACUUAAAACGCUACUUUCAAAAUGAAACUGAGCUCGUGCGAUGUGGAUUUAAUUAGAAUACCAUGUCUGCUGGCAAACUAGAAAACCCACAUUUGGUGUCAAUUUAUAGUCAGCCAAGAGAUUUGCGCUAAGUUAAACUAACGACAUAACGAUUGCAAAUUAGAUUCAAUUCGAAUUGAGUCGGCCCAUUUGAUUGAAUUUUGUGUGCUUUUUUCGAUCCGCUUGAGCAAUUUGGUAGAUAGCACGCGAUACUAUUCAAUUUCAGUUAUUAUGUAUAUCGCGGUGCUUACAAUGCUCAAUAGCGAUUGUAUGUGAUAUCCAAUUUGUAUCGAAAACUCGUGGUGUGACUGUCGGUAAACUGAUAGCGUGCUGAGGAAAAUAGAUAACCUCUUAACGAAUGGAAAAUAUUUCGCGCAUUAAAAUAGAAAUAUUUUUAACACAAUUAUUAUAUUUAAUUAAAAUAAAUAACAGCUUUUGGACGUAUCACGCUUGCUAUAAUGAACGGUAUUAUUUAUUUACAGCAUCACUUGUAUCACACUUGCCUUUCACUAAGCUGACACCCGGGUUCAAUCCUAAGCUGACACCCGGGUUCAAUCCUUGGUCGGACCUCUACUCAAGGUCUUAAAAUAAUUGAGGAGAAAGGGCUACCUUUACAUUAACAUCAGUAAAUGGUUUAACUUUUUUAUAUAUAAAUGAAAACAGAUGUUUCAAUAUAUAUACUGCUUGUUAGACAGCAUAAUACAUUAAGGUAGAAAAUUUAGUGUUUCCUGUUAAAGAAGACACCAUUUUAUGGUUGGCAAAUUUGGCAACGCAACAGGGAAUUUUAUCCCGGAAAGGUUGGUCUGAUUGGAAAAUAUAUCUCAUUAUUUUUUCCUGUUUCAUCGUUUUACCUCUGACCUUUUUCUCUCCAAAAUCAUUUAUGACAAUUGAAAAUCGUUUAUCAUAAAGAGAAUAUAAUCAUUACAAACACUUUAGUUGUUUCCUAUUUCAUAUUGUAUAAGAUAUUAAUUGAACUUAAAUAUAUUGAUGGUUAAUAGGCAUUGUGGAACUUUUAACUCCGCUCGUAAUUUCCCCCCCCUUUCCACUAAUGCAGUUUAAAAACUGUUGUAUGUAAAACAACAGGAAUUAAGUAUAAUUACAAAUAAUUUAAAUGGUAUAGUGACUGAUAAUUUUGAACAAUUUUCUUGUUUUUUUUUUCCAUUUUCAGUAAACAAUGAUGGUUAUAACAAUAGAUUCAUAGAACCUUUUCAAUGUCACAUAUUUUCCAUCCUUCCCGCUAACUUGACAAUUAAAACUGCAGAAAGAUAAAAUACAUUAUUUAAUGAGUAAAUAAUGGGGAAAGGUAAUCUACAGUGAAAUUUAUUUUAUUGGGAUUAUCAACACUUUAUAUGGACUAAGCAGUAAUUUUUUACUGAAGUGUUUUGUCCUGGCUUUAAGUUUAAAUAUUCAUGAAAUAAUAAUAAUAAUAAUAAUAAUAGUUUGUAGAAAAGGCGUGUAUGUUUAGCUAUUGGCUCACGUUUCGUACGUGUGACCUCUUUCCUGCAAUUCUGCUCACUGGCAUGUUAAUUGAAAGUGGUUUAAGAGAAGGUGAAAAGAAUAAUAAUGAACAAUUUAGUUGUUUCCUAUCUUUAUCAUAAGAUAUUAAACUUUAAUAAUCUUGGUUGAUAAUAGGUGUUGUGGAUCCUGUUACCCACGUCAUAUGUUUUCCACCCUUUCCAUCAAUUUCAAGGGUUUUAAGAAAAUAUCCAGGAAGGACACAGCAGAUUAUUCAAUGAGUCAAUUAGAGGAUUGUGUGAACCUAAAAUUUAUAUAUGUGUCGGAAAAAGGUUUAAUGAUAUGUACAUAAACGUUAAUUGCAUCAGGGGCCCAUAAGGUCACCCAUGAGUACCAAUGUGCACGAACAAGCUUUGAGAUUGAUUAUUACAAUAAAAGACAAUCAAAUAUUUAAAUUACAUUUCUCAAGAACGAGUCAUAAACACUGAACACUUUUAUUUCAGAAGGCCAAUCACACAACGUGUUCACAUAUUUAUAAUGAGGUCUCAAAGUUAUUGGUUUAUCCUGUUGUAGUAUCCCCGCCAUUCGUUGUUGUUUUGGCGGUGUUUCUGGCUUUUUCGUUGCCACGUUGGCAUGUCGUUAUGUUUGACGAAAUGAAUAAAAUAAAAUAAAAAAUAGUUUGGAAACAUUUCUCAUUUGUAGGCUAAAAAAGUAUGAAGAGACUAUAUUAUAAUAUAAUUGUUGUUAAAAACAAAGGGUUUACUUAAAAUUAAGUUUUUCUUCAAUAUAAAUCUUAAAAGUAGUGCGUGCUUAACAUUAAAAAUCUAUAUAUUUAUUAUACUGCUUUUAUAAAAAAAAGUUUUGAUGAAUACGAAGGUCCAAGACGAAGUAUUCACGCAGGUUUCAAAUUACUGAAAACUAUUACGAAAUGCAAAUAGAUGGGCUAAAUGAUUACACGACUGGAUUUGCCUUUUAAAGUUUACAAAAUAUUUUAGCGAUUGAUGAAUGGAAAUUUUCUGCGGGAUAUUGGUAGCAUAGUGGUUCACAGUCGCGAGAAAUGGUUAGAAUUCUGAAUCAUGUUGUUUAAUCCUGUCAUUCUUCCUUUUCGUGUCAAAUACCAACCGAAACAUCCGUAGCCUGGUGUUUCCAGGUGCUACAUGGAAUCAUAUUUCAUAACAAAAUCCUUUUGGAUUGUAUAAAUUCCCAUGCAAAAAUUUCCAGCCUUUCGACCGCAAACCGUAUCAGUUCUAAUUGUAAAUUUUUGUUUCCUUUUCUGUUGACCGAUAUCGACGUGAAUUUGGAGUUAUUACUAGUGUACAAUAUUAGGCAAUUGCGAUAGGAUAAAUAUCGAUAUUUCAAAAAUAUCGAUAUUCGAUUUUUCGCAUACGAAGAUAUCGAAAGUUGUAACUAAACAACUUAAUCUCCGAUUAUUCGGCAAUUAUUGUUCUCACCAGUGAAGUUUAGACAACGUGUGUAUGGCGGCAAUUGCGAACAAACGUAAUGUGAAACCAUUCUUAAGGCUGCAUUCCAGUUACGCGUUUUUCAUACGUGCGUACACGCACGUAAAAGUUGAAUUCGCUUAAAAUUUCAUAUAAGUGCAAAUAACUUUAACAAAUACACAUUAAAUCAUACACAAAACUGAAUGCUCUCCUUUUAUAAAUUUAGUUAUUUCAUAAGUAGGAUGUAAAGCGAAUUCAACUUUUACGUGCGUGUACGCACGUAUGAAAAACGCGUAACUGGAAUGCAGCCUUAAGGCUUGUAAAUAUAUCUUUAAUAAACUUUCAUAAACAGAUAAACCGUUGUUAAUAAGUCUCUGAGACGUAUCAUGACUGGUUUCAUGCAUUUCUUUUUAACUGUUUGUGAUAUGUACACAAUGUAUACAUGGUUGAUUAAAUUACGUUUUCUCAUUUGCAUAAUUCGAUAUAGUCGAUAUAUUAUUAUCGAUAUUUUUUUCCGAUAUCGAUUUUUUUCAAUAUCGCAACUGCCUAUACAAUAUGUUAUUAUUAUUAUUAUUAUUAUUAAAACAUCUUUAUACACGGUAGCUAAUCAACUAUAAAAUAUUUACAAGGCUUUCGUUGCUUUUCAUUAGGCCGUGUAGUUACAAACAGUAUAAGAAACUCCCAUCCACCCUCCCCAUAUAAUAACAGUGAAAUCUUCACACUCAAACCCCACCCAAAUAAGAUAAAAGAUAAUUCAAGAGUUUUUAUUUGUCUCAUUCCAAACUUUAGCAGCAGCGUAACCGAAAGUACGUUUCACUGAAUUUGUUUUUGGCUUUGACAACAUCAACUUAUUAUUAUUGCUUCGUAAUUCAUAUCUCACAGAGUUGGAUAAUCUGAACAUAUCCGAAAUGUUCUUAGGACAUUGGCAUGUAAGAGCUUUUGAUACGUAUUUUAGUUGUUGUUCCUCCCUUCUUUCACUUAACGUUUUCCAUUCUAGUUUCUUUAAAAUAUCAAUCGAGCGUAUUUCAUAUGGGUCGCCGGUAAUAACUCUAGCAGCUCGGUUUUGAAGCUUCCCUCUUAAGUAUUCACCAUGACCACAGUUACCCCAAACCAUUUAGCAGUAAUCAAAGUGUGGUUGAACUAGGGCUUGGUAGAGAUGUUGAAGAAUUUUUCUGUAGAUGAAAAUUUCUAGUGUGAAUUUUAUACAUAUUUAGACCUAACCAGAAGCAACUGCGAAAAUGCAACUAUAUAUGGACCUUGGCAUGAAUGAAUCGAACAUGUGCAUGGCCAUGCGAUUCCGAUGCGAGCUCUAACCAACUGAGCUACAGAGUCCUGUUAUCGAGCUUAAAUCUUUACACAAUGGACGAUUUGCGCUUUAGAAAAAGUUUUAAUCUGGGAAUAACAAAGGAUAUUUUCGGAAAGAAGUUAUCAAAAUUAGAAAAACUGCAAAGUUUGGUUGCGAAAUGUUGUAAAAUACGGAAAAGAUAGCUCUACGAAGUUUGCAUACAUUUCUAUUACGUGCGGAAAUUGGUAACUAAUUAUAUAGUUACCAAUUCACGCACGUAAUACUUUUGUAUACAAAUUUGCCAACUUUGAAGGGCUAUAUUUUCCGUAUUUUACAACAUUUCGCAACCAAACUUUGUAAUAUUACUAAUUCCAAGACGCUCUUUCUAGCUAUGGUGAUAGAUUUCGUUGUUCUUACUUAGAUUAAAAUUUAGUCUAAAGCGUCCAUUGCAUGUCCAAAUAUUUAUGAUUUUAUGAUUGCAAGUCAAGACUGAGACGGAAUAAAAUUAAAAUUACUAAAAGUAAACUAUGUCCUGAUCCCUCCCUCCGAAUUCUACCAAUCACAGAGAUCUAUUUGACCUUAUUGUAAACAUUUUCCCAUGACAAACAUUGUACAUUCCUUAGUGUCAUUUUAGGCCAUAUUGAAUAUUUCAAUUUAAUUUUUGUUGACCGAUCAAAUUUACAGUUGUCAUGGAUUGUCUUAUCUUCUUUUAUCUAUUUUACUCGUGAUCAUAGUGUUUUGUUACCAUGACAACAAUAUAAGGAUUGGAUAACAAAUAUGAAUAUGUUAUCUGCAUAUAUGUCCACUGCAAUCUGGGUUCAGCAAUAUACUCAUAUAUUUUUUUAUCCUUUUUUUUUCAUCUAUCAAUAAACCCAUGUUAAUAUCGGGCAAUUUCCAUCAACGGCGACCAUUUUUGUCCGCCCACCUCAUUUUUUUCCCACCCGUACAGCUAUGACCUCCGCUUCGCCGCUUUCCUGUUUGUCUUCUUCUUUUAAAUUUUGUGAUUGUGUUAACGGCUGAAGUUUCCGGAAAUACUGUAAAUAAACACAAUAAGUUAGUAAACAAUGACCAUAGGGACUAGGAACAGCAUGUUUAGAAUGUUUAGAGCUGAUAUGGCAUGGACAUUCACUAUACAAAAUAAUGAUCCGGUGAUAAUACAUAUAUAUUGCACGGUAAAAAUCCUAUGAUACUAUGAAACGUCUUUAUUUACCUCGCGUGUGCUCAUUGCAUCAAUUAUAAGUAUAAGCAAUAGCAAUAUUUCAAUGGCAAAGGUAACAAACAGGUUUUUUGAAUAAAGAAUACUUUUGCAACAGCCUUAAGGCAAAGAAAUGUCAUAUAUUGUAUUGUAAUUAUAUGCUAAAACAAAAAGCGUGUAGGUUUGAAAUAAUGGACUUUAUGUUUUGUAUUAUAGUAACAGAAACAAUUUAAUUUAAUGGACUUCUGUAACAGGUAGUUUGGCAAAGUUAUGCCCAAUUAUGCCCAAAAUUGGUUAAUUGGUUAUCCGUUUACGUAAAUAUAAUACAGUAUCCGGUUAUACCCUGUGCACCCACGCAAACAUCUCACAUCUUGUACAGAAACAGCAUGUCUGCAUGCCAACAAGUCGUCAACAAGUUGUGUUCGCUCUGCUUGUUCUAAGUUGUCAACAAGUUUGAAACAAGCUGUUAACAGCUUGUAACCACCAUGUUGAUAUCAUCAGGCUUGUUGCAGCAACGGUUGUUUAAGGUAGUAAUAUAACCACUCAGCACAGUCAUGAUAUAACAAUGUUACAACCUUGUCCCGUCACAGUUGUUAGAACAACCUUGUAACAAGUCUGAUAAUGCCAUCAAGCUUCGGUUACAAGUUGUUAACAGCUGUUACAAACUUGUUACAACUGGGACACCUCGUGCAAUUUUGAUAGUCUUUGAAAAACUCACUCGUGCAUGUUUUUUUUCCAAAUUGCACUCGAAACAGUACAAUUACCUACUAAUAUGAACUUAGCCUGCGUGGCAGGCCCUCGAUUUUAUGGGGUGGGGGUGGGGUGAUUUUGGCAGGCCCUCAAUUUUAUGGGGGGGGGGCCUGAUUUGCAAAUCAGGCCCCCCAUAAAAUCGAGGGCCUGCCACGCAGGCUAAUAUGAACUGAAUGUUAACGAGCCUAAGCAAACGCCACUGCAGCUGAGCGGAUCAUAUAGGUGUAUUCUUUGAUAACAAUCUUUCAUGUUUAUGUCAUAGAUUUGAACACCAUGCCCAAAUCUUCUGAGCUGUGAAAUAAAGCUAUGUGACGGAUUAGCUUUUAAUCUCGUUCCACACUGUGUACAUAUAGAUAAUUAUGAAAAUACCCGAAGGCGAUGUGAAUUAGGUGUAUUGGUAAUGUGCAGUAUUUGUGCAAAAAUACAGUGUUCGUAGUCUAGCAACCUCUUAAUAGGCCCACACCUAUAAUGAAAAAUACUUUUGCAUGAGGGAGGGCUAUAAUUUAACGCCAAUUUGAAUUGCUGAAAAACAAACACCGAUACACGUAAAAUUUACAUUUACAUACAACAGAUUUGAUGUUUAAUUUCAAUUGUUUUUCAAUAGUCUUGAUUCAAACUCCAAGAUGGAAGACUUGUUUCGCCAUUUUAUCCGACCUUGUAAAAGACUAAUGGCUGAGCAAAAAUGUUUCCUUUUUCUUUCUAUUUUUGGGCAAAAUUUUAGUUUAUUUGCUUUCCAAGGUUGGCGAUAUUUGCACUGUCAUAUUUUUCGCUUGACCAGAUAUUGUAAUUAAACUACUACAAUGGUGAAGACGUUUAUAUGACAUUUUAAUUUUCAAACUCAUUACAACACGACAGUUCGACCUUUUGUGUGUGUGUUUUCCAUUACCCAACAAAUGAAACUUCACACCAGGGAGAAAAUAGCCAUUUCGCGAACCUUUUAAUUGUAUACACAUUCAUUUGUAGGUGAAUUUGUAUGGGUAGUAACAGAGUAUUGUUCCACAUUGUCUAUAGCCAACCCAGGUCUCAAUAUGAUUCUAUACUUAUGAAAGUCUACCCAUGCAUGGGAAGAGCUUCUAAUAUAUACAUGCAUUUAUAUUUAACGAUGGAUUUCUAUGGACAGUCAUUGACCAUUGUUCCAGACUGUCUGGCAAACAUCACGCAUCAAUGUAGAAAAUUCUACUCAUUAAAACCCAAAACUUCCAAAAGAGUGUUAAUACAUUUGAUGCCGACAACAAUGCCCCUUUCACCUUUUUUUGGCCUCGGCCUAGUCCCAGGUUCCCUCUCUCAGUGUUUAAUAUUGUUUUGCUCGUGGGAUACUGUGUACAUGCAGGCCUUUAAUACAUGCAUUUGGUUUUCAAGAUCAAUUUCUAUAGGUAUAUACUACAUUGAUCCACAUUGUCUUUAUAUAGCACUGAGAUGUCAUGCACCUUUCCCUUCAAAAUGGGAAUAUUGUAUGGACUGAAACAACAAUAGUUAUAGGUUAAAUGAUAUUUUCAUUGUUUCGCCUUCCAAGUGCUAUUACAAUUUACCAUCCAUUGGUCUGGAAGAAUUGCAUAUUGAUAAUACCCACUACAGAAUUCGCUGAACGGGAACCAUUUUCCUUCUAUAGACGUUUUUAAAAUUUGUUGUGAUUGCUGCAUAUGGCAACGCUGCCAAAAAUAUGUGAUAAAUUUAGCUUUGGUUAGUAAAGAAGCUUUAUUUUUUGGGUACAAUUGUAUAAUUUGCACGUACGUUUCGCGUCAUGCCGAACAAUAGGAUAAAAGCCUUUUCCAAUACAUUGACAUUGUCUUAAAAACUACAAGCGUAGUAAUCUAGAGACCUCUAGACGUUCUAUUUAUAAAAUCGUGGUGCGUCGAGGCAUCUAGUCCACAAGAUUAAGUUCAUUUAUAACAGUAUAGCUCUAUAAUUUAAAACUGCCUGUUUUUAUUAAAAGGUUCUUGAAACUUUAAACACAGGCCGCAUGACGCAUAUAUAUACGUACGCAGAAACGCGCACAAAUUGUUACAGAACUACAAACAAAUUGCAUGUAACAUGCAAUGUUGUUGUCCAGCCUGCAGAUGUUGCUACAGGUCUGGAACAAGUUGUUAUCUUACGUUGUUUAAUACAAGGUCAAUUAAUGGAACAGACUUAAUACUACACGUUGUUCCAACAAGAUUGUUCGUAACAAGUUGCUGCGUGCAUGCCUGUUGUCACCAAGUUGUCAACAACUUGUUAUGCGCAGACGAUAUCAACUGUCACUUGUUGCGAUGCUGUUUGCCUUAUGUUACAAGAUUAUAACAACUUGUCCCAGACUUGUCAACAGCUGGCCACUGGAAACAAGCAGUUAUUGAUUCAUCGAUAUCCAUGUCGGUGUAUCGGCUUAUCGGUACUAAAAUAGAAAUAUCGGUAUCGGUAAUCUGAUGAUGUCAUCUUUGAAUUUUGUGAAAUGACAUGGAAUAUCGAUGUCGGUAUCGGCAAAAUAUCGGUCCUUCAAUAUCGGUUAUCGGAAUAUCGGUGAAUUUCCAUAUCGGUGCAUCACUACAAGCAGUGCGAUGUACGCGAGUAUAGUACGAAAACUGCACUGUAUGGUUUUCAUAGCAGCAAUGUUGCUUAGAGACUUGUAGUUAAUUGCCCGUCUUUGCUGUGUGUAAGUUGUUUGUUAUCUGUAUGCUUAAUUAAAUGGAGAAUGUCCUGUCAUAACGCACGUUCUAAAAAAAUUGAAAUGUUUCAGGACACGUUUAGGUGUCCAGACAACCUUUGCAUGAGGUCUAAUAUUUUUUAAGAUUGAUAAAAAAUGUAAUUAAAUAAGUCAUAUAACACUAAGAACAAUUAAGAGAUGUGGGGGUAGGAGGUGUGUAGAGGUAUUUCAUUUGUUUACUCGAUGAGUUUGGAAUUGGUAUAGUCGGGAGGGGGCUUGCAAGGGGGGAAGCCUCGCAGUGCCUCGGAAGGUCGUCUCCAAUUGGAUGGGGGUUUUCUAAAGAACGAAGCAAUUCAUUGUUGUAAACACAAAAGCAAUUGUCAAAUCGAGCCAACGAAAACCACUCUUCCCAGCUACUGGUGCAAGACCUGAACAUGCAAGCCAGCACACCCUUUCCAUAAAAUGGGGCAGCCGAAAAUCCAUUCAGUAUAUACGAUAUGGCCAGCUCGUGCGUAUAACGUCAUGCACACGUAUUAUUUGGUCCAACUAUUUUGAGCCAUUAUGCACGGACAAUAUGUUGAAGAGCGUGCACUAUCAUGUGAAAAAAUAAUAUCAAAAAAUAAUAUCAUAACAAUAAUAUCAUAUAAAAAAUAUCAUAUAAAAAAAGCAAACAAAAAGUCCGCUGAUCUUGGAAUUAUUUUAUUGAUAUAAAUAUUUGUAAAAUUGAUCAUUCAUUUUAAUACUUUUUGUUUGUGGAAAAACCACGUAAAUUUAUCAUUCAUUUUAUUCAUUUAUUAACAACCAAGAUUUUUAUGUAUAUUGAUUUUGGUACAUAGCUAAAUACUGUUUUGAGGUUCUUACAAUUUUUAAGUAAUUAAUUAGCCUACUUUAACUUAAUAAUUCGAGUUUAUGUAUGGGUUUAUUAUAUUAAGGUAAAUAAUAGUAAAUAAAUAAUUUUUUAACUUGAACAUUUUUUAUUUGAUUUAAUUGCAUGGUUCCCAUAUAUUAAAUGCAUAUACUAAAAUUACAUACUAUUCUGAAGCAAUAUGCAUGUGUAUAUACAGAAUAAACAUUAUAUCGUGGCAUGAAAAUCCUACCAGAAACCCCACUAUAGUUUUUGCGUUUAUUGGUUUUCUCAUGAAUAAAAAGAUAAUUUUUUAAUACUUUAUUAAUUAAGUAACACUUUGAUAGUAUAUACGAAAUAGAGCCCAUAAAACAUUUGUAAGUUACAAAAGAAUGAGAUAAUAACCAAACUUGACGUCGGUUAAUAAAAUACAUUCUAAAAGAUCCCCAUGCAUGCAUCCCCAUAUGGAUUUCCUGCAUUCCUGCUGUAUUCGCUGACCACAUACAUUAAAACACUUAAAGAAAUGACCACAAUAUUGUUUAUAAAGUUGCUGUAUCCGCCCUAUAGCUAUCCCAGAUUGUUUUAAGGACAAAUAUUCGCACUAGGAGUAACCACAUGCCAAUUUAAAAAAAUUUGUUGAGGAAAUAAUAUGUGAGGUUUGGCCAAAUUAGAAAUACUUGGCAUGCUGCAUGUGAAUGUUUCUUUAUGGGAGUUUGGCUUCAAGUCAAAACUAAAAGGCCCCUUUAAGCGGUUCUUUGUACCAUUAUAGUGUUUGUUACGAUACAGAGCAAAACCUGUAUUGUGGAAUAUGCGCUGACAGGACUGACUUCAAAACUGGAUCCAAAUUCCAUGUCCAAAGCAAUUCCAUAAAAAUUCAGAAAAUUAAAGAAUUCAUUUUUCGACUGUUUUCUCGAAAAAUGGAAGUAAAGAUAACUAUAGUUUAUGCAAAUGUCUAUGAGGUUUUAAGAAAUAUGUUGAGCAAUAAGUUUUUUAUAAGCUGUAAUAAGUGAAUGAAAAAUAUAAAAAUAGUCAAAUAAAUUAAAUGAAUUUUGUAUUGAUUGUGAGCAAUGCCCUAAAUGGUUUGGUAGAAAUAUGGCCAGGAAAUCCGAGUUUUAUUUUAAGAAACGUGUCUUUUGCCAUGUUUUACACUGCUAAUUAAUAGUUACAUGUUUAUACUUUGUUAAUUUGUAGCCACACGCGAACAAAUAGAUGUUUUACCAAGCUACCGCAUUGCUGUUUGGAGAUGAAAUACAUUUAAUUAUUUCCGUAUAGGAACAGGAACAGGAGACAGAAAUAUUUACAAACUUUGCAAAAUGUCUUUUGACAUAACAAGUAAAUUGUUUGUUCUGCUAAAAUAAGCUGUUACUUAUAAUAAUAUAUAUAUGUAGGCGAUCCCCUUUCAAAGACAACUUUUAGAUUCAAAGAUUUCAAUGAAAGUGGCAUUGUAACGUAACCGAAAAAAUAGGUACGCUCAGCGAACACGCUGCAAGCCCGAGCGACUUUAAUUAUCAAUGCAGUAAUUUUAUGAAUGUUUAUGUUUUCAAGCUUGAGAACUGUGUUUUUGACAUUUUCCAAAGAGUCCAAAAGCCAACAAACAUAUCUAAAGCAUCUUUUUGAUCGUAAGACUCGUUUUUUUUGUAACUGCACAUUUACCCAGAAUUUCAUAGCCUGCUCGCAGGCCCCACCGGAAAUUUCGAAACAUCCUUUGAACAAAAUUUCAGGCUGCGAGGAGCCUAGAAUUUCACGGACGGAUUUAAACACUCAAAUUGUGUGUGCAACUGCACGUUGAAUAAACGGCGGCAAUUGGAUACGAAGAGCUUUGAUUCGUGGCUGCUUAUUACGCAUUAUGACACCCUUUAUUGUCACAGAUUAGAUGAUUGUUUUGCUCGCAACACUGUGCAAACACGAUUAAAAUGUGUCGACUCACGCAAACAAUUCAUUUGAGAAAUUUUUUGUGGUACGUACGCUGACGAGCGAAUUAUGACACGUUUUGUUUUCCAAGAGAUUAUGCAAUUGUUUUUUAUCUGUUACAAUAGCAUUUGUGAAUUAUGUAAACACGAUUUAGUCUUCGAAAUCACGGGCGAGAUUUCCGCGUUGUAUUGCGUUCCUCUUUAUUGUUUUAUCCGAGUUUUUACCCCGAAUUCCUAGCGUAGUGUUGAUGAGAAUUGGCAGUCACGAAUUUUUACAGCCGACAUUUCAAGCUUUAGAUUAACAAAAUAUAAGGUUCGAUGAGUGUUCCAACUACGUUUCAACUUAAAUAAAACACAUGAUAAUGUUGGGAAAGCAUUAAAAAACAGCUAUAAACCAUGGUCGUGCGACUGCCAGGUCUCAUUCUUACUGAACGUAUAGGGGUAGAAUUUGGAAAUAUUAUAGCUAUUCGGUAUAAAAAAUGUUUAGUUAAGGAUUCCUCUUGUAAGGAUUCCCCCUUACUGGACCUCCAGGAAGAACGUCUGACAGCACAAACCAGUGAAAAUAGUAGCUUAUAGAUUUAUUUUUAUUUUUUCCAAUACAUGAUCUUAUAUGACAGGCUUCAACAUGCUAAAUCCUAUAUGUUUCAACAUGCUAAAUCCACUUUUCUCAUGCUUAAUGACUUUGGAGGAAAUUGCAAAUCUAUUGUCAACGCUCUUUAAUUAAAGUACAUGUGAAAUGAAAGGAUGUGAGGUCAUACAUAUAUAUUUACUAAUUACGCCGGCAGAGCCCGAGAGCCUGGGCAGAGCCAGAGUCGAAGGCCUUCCUGCGUUUUUUUUUUUUUUUUUUUUUUUUGGGGGGGGGGGGUGUCACAAACGUGACAUUCCAAGGAAUCGCAGGCUCAUAAUAGUGCAACGAUAGCUAAAAUGAAAGCCCUCUUAAUUACAUCAAUUGAACUACCAAACAAGUUUGUAUUUGUUUUUGUUUGUGGAAACACCACGUAAAUUUAUUACUGCAAAGCUUUCGAUCCGUAAGCCCGGAUCUUCAUCAGUGCUAAUAAUAUGAGGCACUAGCAUAUUAUUAGCACUGAUGAAGAUCCGGGCUUACGGAUCGAAAGCUUUGCAGUAAUAAAUUUACGUGGUGUUUCCACAAACAAAAACAAUUAUAUUUUAUCGCCAUGCAAACAUUCAAAGAACUUAUUAAGUUUGUAUUUAUAUUACGUAUUCAUACACGUUCCGAACACCUAUAAAAUACGGUUUAUAACAAAAUAUAUUUUGUCAAUGUUUGCUGUUUUCAGCAUUUUGUGUGACAUAAAACUGUGCAUAAAACUAACAUAUUUUCAGAUGAAGCAAAGCAAUUUGACAACAGUCAUAUAUAAACUGUCUGAGGUUAUCGUUGUAAAAUCAACAUUGUCACCAUGAAUGAAUGUGCAAAUAACUAUUCUUUUUCUUACUACACUUAAAUACUUUAUCACCACAGUCAAACGAUGAAGUCAAGUCUUGAAGUUUGCAUUUUCAUCUGUUUUAUAGCUCGCUUUUUUAUUACAAACCUGUACAACCGAGGCGCCCCCAGUUUACCAAUGGGCAUGCAAUGGCAAUGGCAAUGGCAAUGGCAAAGGACAAUUUGCAUGUUUAAUCUAACCCAUUGAGUGGCAGCACUCCCCCUGGGUUCGAAUUAGCGGCUUGCUAUUCGCAAUUUGCGUAAAUGUAAAUUCGCUUUUUGCGAAUGCAAAAUGAUUCAUUGAUUACAAUGUAUUAUAAGGUUUACAUAAAAGGUUGAUUUUCACAAUCACUUCGAAUGUAUUUAACUAUAAUGGAAGAUAUGGAGUAUUUUGCUGACUAUUAUUGUAAUUUUGUACUAACAAGAUGUGUGAAAUGAACAAUAUGGCUACAGACCUGCCAACCCUUGAGUAGCAGAAAUAGCGAGUUGCUAUCUAAAAAGUCGUGAGAUUGACUGAAAAAUCGUGAGACUUAGAAAUUUUCAGGUUUGCUCAUUAAUAUGACCAGGGUUAACUUUAACAACACUAGAAAAUAAUCAAUAGAUAUUCAAUCUUAUGAUAGUAUGCAUUUAUAUUUUGUUAAUAUAACCGUAAAUGCAAGGCUUAUUAAUUUAAAAAUAGGUUGUUUUUUCUUUAUGGCUUUAGUAGCUCCCAGUGUCAGUACGAGUUCCUUGGAAAUAUAACGCAAUAUAUGUACAAAAACAAGAAAACUACGAGUAAUAUCAAGACUAGCAGGACAAUAAACUUAGCAGGACGCGCCUUUUACUUUGUAACACAAACACUACACAUACUAAAUUCUGGCGUUGUACAUUGCGCAUUAUUAAUAGUAUACACUAAUGAAGUGCGAUGUUUCCUUGGAAGAGUGUGCCUUAUUGUAACUAGAUGUUGCGCUCUUCAAUGAUUUUUUUAAGUUCCGAAAAUCGUGAGAUUUGGUGACUUAAUCGUGAGAUCGUGAGAAAGCAUAAAAUCGUGAGACAUGGUAGGUCUGUGGCUACAAUUUCUUCAGAAAAUUUACGAAAUUCGCUAUGAAAUGACCGCCAUUUUGUUUUUGCAAGCAGUGUUUCCACUCUUCAAAAUUAAAAUGUCCUUCAAAUUUUCAAGAAGGAAAUUUGCGAAUCGAUAUAUAUAUAUGUUUGUAUCACUAUGGAAAUUGUUACCAUUUUCGGCUUAAAAAUGGUAACAAUUUCCGCACGUAAUACAAACAUAUACAAAAUAUGCAAACUUCGCAAGACUAUAUUUUCAGUAUUUUACAACAUUUCGUAACCAAGUUUUGCAAUUUUACUAAUUUUAAUAAGUACUUUUCUAGAAUUUACUUUUUUGCCUGGAUCAAAAAGCAGUCUAAUCUUUCAUGCACACAUAAAAUAUCUUUUACACGAUGGAUAUACCUUAAGCAUACCAACUCACACUUGUUGCAGGACAUCAGCAGCUAGCAUUUCAUCACUCAUUGUUAUAUCUACAAACCUGCUCAGCUUUUUCAGGUGAUUUAAAUGGUCAAUUGAAUCUGCACAAAGUGGCUUCAUUUUGGACAACAUCGACAACGCAACCAUCAAGUUUUUUGGGAAGAAUUUCAUCUUUAUUUAAUUGACUUUCAGGUUUCUUUUCCCUUACCCAUAUCACAAUAGCAAGCUGAUCUAUUUCUUUGCCUUAAAACCUCUUAUAAUCUAUAUCGACGGCGGUAACAUUUGGCUUUUUCAGCAGAUCUUCGAAAUGGCGCUUUUGCACCUCUUUUAGUUUUUUUCUUUCUUCAAACUCACUGGCAACCUUUGCUUUAAUUUCUUCCUGUGUUAAUGACGACCAUACGGUGUUACCCUUGAAAUCUUGUGCUUGCUUUGAUUUCGCUCCGACGUUCGUCAUUGUGUUCUUUUACAGACAAAAAUACAAGUAAUUUCACCAACUCUUAUAAUUCAACUAUUUUUGCCUUUGCAAAUAAUUGCCGAAGUCCUCGGCAACAAACAGGGAGUGAAUUUGACAAAUUGAGAAAUUUUCCUUGCCUAACAAUGGGUCAUUCCAGAAAACAUCCAUACCACCCCCAUGGAGGAAAUAGGAAGUUAGCCCCCUCUAACCCUUUUGGAUGUCCUAAUACAUUUACUAUUAUCAGAAACAAUUUUUUCUCCCCUCCUCCUCCGGACAGCAGAAAUUUCCUCCGUGGGUGAAGUGUGGAUCUUUUCUGGAACGACCCAAUUAUUUUCUAACAUUGUACCUAUAUAGGCUGCAGGGUCAUUGUACCUAUAUAGGCUGAAGGGCGUGUUUCUAAAUUUCCAGGAUGUGCCCAUGUCAAUUGCCUUGAAUCAGCUAAAAACACGAUUCCAGUUAUGCUUAAUGUCAACAAUAGACUAUACCUGUGGUUGUUCUAUGCUUUUCAACCAUUAAUACAAGGCGAGCAUACGCUCAUAUUUCGCACUGACAUUAUAAUUAAUUACUGUAUUUUAGCAACUCUUAGGCAUUUAAAACCAUUUUAAAAACACUAUGGUGCCCAUUAUCCAUCAAAACAUUAAAACAUCACAGAUCACUUUUACCAAUUUCAACAACUACAGUAGAUUUUACAAAGAAAUUCUGUAUGUUGUUAAGUAGCAACACCUUAUUUUAUGAACCUACAUGCACAUCCAAAACUAAAUAAUGAAGCCGCGUUCAUUUCAUCUAGCCGUGUUUUUACAUUUUUGGCCGCAAUAACACAGCCAACACGGCCUUCUAGCUAAGAUUUGAAUUUCAAGUUAUUAAAGUGGUUUUGAUAACCCAAAAAACCAACAGACGGUGUAGUUUGUAAAUUUAAGCAAAAAACGAACAGACACAUGUACUUUGUAAAUAUGAAAAUUGUAACUUGCCUCCGCAAUUGCCAAGUGCUGAGGCAAAUUUUCGAGGGUUGUUCACUAAUUGAUAUCAUAUAAAUAAUAUAUCUUUCCAGGGCUUUAUCCAAGCACCAACUGACCUCCAGUAAACGAAACGGAUGUCAAAACUCAAUCUUGGAUUGAGUUUUUAAACUGAAUCUUUCCCCCAACGAAAAGAAAAAACAACAAAAAAUCAUUUUCACAUGCUUUAGUUUUUGGGAUUCCAAGAAACAGGGUCAUCUGAGCUGGGGUUUUUUUCCAAAUAAAACGACAUGUUUAUGAUAUAAAGCUACCAUGCUUAAUAGAUGGCAUGCAUGUUAAAAAAAAACAAAAAAAAAACAAAAAAAAAAACACCAUUAAACCAUUAUUAUGUUUGGAUUUCUGGUAAAAAUUUCGAUCAAAUCAGCACAAAAUGAAAUGGGAUGAUUGAAGAAUAACAAAUAUUACAAAUAGAAAGUAAAUUUUUCGAACUAAAAUCUAAAAUUUACACAACCUUGAGCUGGAAAAGUGAAUUAAAACUGCAGAAAAAAUACACUCGAAUACAAGUACAUCGAUGCAUGGACUCUUUGGUAUUGUGCAAUGUUUACAAUAAAGAUUACAUAUAUAUCAUUCACAAACCAUGCGGUUACAUUCGAGCAACGUGGCGGCAACAUUAGCCUCCUGCGCAGACGUUGUUAGUGGCCCGAGGCCUCACCUAACGUCUGCUCACAUUCGCUAUACAUUUGACUUCCCGGCAAUUAACCAAUCACAAUCAUCUACACGAUAAUUGGAAGAUCGGCCUUCAAUGACCUUCACACGCAUGGGCUAUAUCAACAAGUCUGUAGUAUUUUUAAAUUUGAAAGUUUUAACACUGCGUAUUAGAAAAAGGCUUUUCAGUCUAUUAUAAACGAAAAGGAUGUUUUCGUAAAUCUCACAACUGACGCAGGAAAUCACUUAUUUAUCACGCCGUUACCGAAACUAUUCAAUGUAAUAUUCGGAUUUAAAUAUUUAAACAAAUUGUAAACAUUGUAAACAUUUAGUAAUCGUGGUUUCGGUUGAUAAAUUCAAUACGAGAUCAAGUCAAAAAAUUACACGAUCUAGGAGUCAGUGCUGUGUCAUUAUUAAGUUUAAUCGAGAGCGAUAAAGAAGCGAAGACAUUGGAAGAUGGGAAAUAUUCUGACUGUAUUAUAUGGCACAGCAGAGUCAUUGCUGAAGACAAAGUGUAUGGCAGAACGGUUUGUGCUUUGGCUAUUGAUGCAUGAAGCUCAUUUCAGUAUGUAUUAUAAUAAAUCCUAAACAUGUGUUUGCAUUUGCAAUUCUCAAAGCCACAGCAAUCGAUCGGCUUUUUGACCAUUUUAAUUAAUAGUCGUUAUUUUAUAUUGUCUUGAUUUAUACGUUGCCUCGUAUUAUCUAUUAUCUACGUAGCACCAGCAAGUUUAUGAGCCAUUCUAGUUAAUAUACAUGCCCCAACCCUCUGAUGUAAACCCUUCAUAAUUGCCCUCAUAUAAACUUGCAUGCUAGUACUACAUGCAAAUAGAUAAUACGAGGCAAUGUAUAAAAAGACAAAUUCAAUUUAAAUAAACAAUAUAAAAUAUUAAUGAAUAAUGACUAUUAAAAUGGCCAAGCCCGAUCGAUUCCUGCAUGUGUCUUUGGGAAUUACAAAAGCGAACACAUUUUUAGGAUUUAUUAUAAUACAUACCAUUCUUUAAUCGCAUGAGCUUCAUGCAUCAACAGCCAAAGCACAAACCAUUUUGCUAUACGUACAAUUUGUUGAAGCAUUCGUUUCCAUCGUUCGGUCUUCAACAAUGACUCUGCAUAUAAUACAGUCAGAAUAUUUCCAUUCUUCCAAUGCCUUCGCUUCUUUAUCGCUCUCGAUUCAACUUAAUAAUGACACAGCACUGACUCCUAGAUCGUGUAGUUUUUUGACUUGAUCUCGUAUUGAAUUUAUCAACCGAAACCACGAUUACUAAAUGUUUACAAUGUUUACAAUUUGUUUAAAUAUUUAAAUCCGAAUAUUACAUCGAAUAGCUUCGGUAACGGCGUGAUAAAUAAGGGAUUUCCUGCGUCAGUUGUAAGAUUUACGACAACAUCCUUUUCGUUUAUAAUAGACUGAAAAGCCUUUUUCUAAUGCGCAGUGUUAAAACUUUCAAAUUUAAAAAUACUACAGACUUGUUGAUAUAACCCAUGCGUGUGAAGGUCAUUGAAGGCCGAUCUUCCAAUUAUCGUGUAGAUGAUUGUGAUUGGUUAAUUGCCGGGAAGUCAAAUGUAUAGCAAAUGUGAGCAGACGUUAGGUGAGGCCUCGGGCCACUAACAACGUCUGCGCAGGAGGCUACGGCAACAGAGCCUAAGGGGCCGAUUACAUGGAGAAUUUUCAACCCUGGGGUUGAACUCAGCCCUGUUAACCGGGUUGAAAUUUUUUGCGAUUACAUGGACGAUUUCAACCUCGGGGUUGAAACGCUAUAUACUCUAUCUUCUCGGCAUCGAUUCCCGGAAGAAAAAAGUCUUUAUUUUGUUUUCUUGUAAUAAAUAGUCACUACCACAUAUGCUCGAAUAAGUCAUGAUAAUUUCAGCCCUGGGUUGAAACGAUUGCAUGACAAAAUUUUCAACCCAGGGCUGAGUUCAACCCUGGGGUUGAAAUUUCAACCCUGCUAGCUGAAGCAGGGUUGAAAUUUCAACCCCGGAGUUGAACCUUGAACUCAGCUCUGGGUUGAAAAUUUUGUAGAGUUUUGUAUUACAGACAGGGCUGAAAUUUCAACCUGGUAAACAGGGCUGAGUUCAACCCCGGGGUUGAAAAUGCUCCAUGUAAUUGGCCCCUAAACAACAAAAGCUUUCAGGAACUUUGCCGCUUUGCUACAUUCGUGUGUCACAAAAACUAAAUCUUCUUUUCUAAAACGGGGGUCAACAAAAGUGCUUGGAUAAAUAAAGCCCUGCUUUCCUGACCGCUAUAAAUAGUAUAUGUUUUGCAAGCAACUCGUGACACGGUUUAAUAACUCACAGAAUCGUUCACUGAGACCUUUUAAGAACAAAUAAGUCUUUUGUCUGCACUGGCAAAUGUUUGCCAGGGCAAUAAAACAAGUCAAAUGUUUGACAACUCCCUAUAAAUAAUACCACGGUUUUAUUAACUGUGAUAAUACGGACCAACAAGUCGUAUUAUUAUUAAAACUAGCUGUAAACAUGUAUUAAAAUACGGUGGAUAUAAGCCUAGAUAACGGACGAAAGCAAGUGAAUCAGUUCACUACGAAACUGUAAACAGUACAAAUAAGAUAAUGUUGUAGUACGAUUGAAUAUAAAAGAAAAACUCACCGUAUUUACUCUUUAGAAUUGUCAAUUUCUGCCUUUAUAUUCUGUGACACAGCCCACGUGAAAGAGGAAUUCUAAUCUAAACCGGCAAAGCGCCUGGGGACGAGGCUGGGUGGUUCAUAUUUAUUAGGUGCGCAAUGCAGGCUGGAGGAUAUAUAAGACAAUAGAAUGCUAAUAAGGAGCUAGACCGAUACGACGUUUAUCGUUAUGUACUAACGGCGUCGAUAUCGAUCGAUCACUCAAACGACCAUCAGUCUAUCAAUUAGUCUACCAAUCAAGCAAUCAAUCAAUACAUCAAUUAAUCAGUUGAUCGAUGAGUCAAUUAAUCAAACAAUUAAUCAAUUUAUUGAUCAGUCAAUUAAUCAAACAAUCAAACAGUUCAUAUUAAUCAAUUUAUCGAUUAGUCAAUCAAUCAAUCAAUCAUUUAAUCAAUCAACCGAUCCGUUAAUUAAUUAAUCAAACAAUACAUAUGAAUCAAUUUGUUGAUCAGUCAAUUAAUCGUUCAAUUAAUCAAUUUAUCGAUCAGUCAAUUAAUCAAACAAUUAAAGAAUAUCAAUCAAUUCAUCAUCAAUAAAGAAACCACUCGUUAUAAAUCGUAUAUAUUUCUAUCGUGUUUCUAGGUUUCAAACUUUACAACGGAGUAAAGAGAGCAAUGCGACCAAAGAGGUUUUUAUGAAAGUCAUAUACAGGAAUGAUGGCUACAGUAUACCAUACGGGAUGACCGUUGUCUGCCCGACGGUCCAUAUGAAUAACUGGAUGACUGAAGUUCCGGACACUUUUAGUUUUAAUGAAAAUUUGUGGCAAGUCGAUAAAGAAGGUUAUGAUAAAUGUGAGGUAAUUGCAACAAGUUCGUACCAGUGAACUACAGACGGUACCGUUUCGGCCUUAUGGGCCUCAUCAGUGUAGUGCUGUUGAGCAGGAUGAAAGUAACUGCUAUUUACAGUUACCUUUGAUGCCUCACGAACGUGGGACAUCAAAACCAUGCCAGAGCGCUCAAACUGCAAGCAGUGAGCGUGGGCAAUGCGUAAGCGGCAAUGGCUCAUCCUGUAGAGCGCUCAAUAUGACUUAAAGGCCUCACCACAGAAUAGGAAGUUAUAGCAGAAGCGUAACUCUAGUCGUUUUCCUUAUUGUUUGACGUCCACGAAAAUUUUAACUCACUCACGCCAAUCCACGCCAUCCUGGCUAGUACAGCCGGAAGUUUUUAUCAGGUUUUGGUAGGUACAAAGUGCCGGUUGUGCUAGCCAGGAUGGCGUGAUUGAUGACGAAUCGCUUGUAAAAACGCGGACAAAUACUUGCUUGAGUUACGCUUCUGCUAUACCUUCCUAUUCUGUGGCCUCACGGUCGAUUUUCCCGCCAUUUUGGGGCACUGCCUCUCCCACGUUUGAGAGUCUCCGCACCACGAAAUGCGACUUUUUAGUAUUGUAGUUGUUUGUAUAAUGGUAAAUUUAUAGUUACAACUUUUAAAAGUCGCUCUUUACGUUGUUUGAAUUGUCUAGAAUCUUUCACGAGGGCAGACAGCACCCCCAAAAUGGCGGAUUUUGGCCUUCGUGAGAAAGCGAGGCUAAUUGACUCAUAACGUACAUGUACCGGAGACCGAGUAUAUGCAUAUAGAAUUCGAAUACAGCUAUUUCAAUUAAGGUUGUCCACGAGCAAAGCGGAAAAGUCGACGAAUAUGAGCGCGAAAGGCUGUUGGGAAUCGCUAUGAAAAUCAUUAAUCUAUUAGCGAUUCCCAGCAACCUUUCGCGCUCGUAUUCGACUUUUCCGCUUUGCUCGUGGACAACCUUAAUUGAAAUAGCUGUAUGUGCAUAUGAAAGUGUUUAAACUAUUCAAUCAUCAUUUGAAUAAGCAAAAGUUGCUCAAAAAUAUUUCCCUUGUGAUUGACUUGCUUUAAAUUAGAAAAUAUAAAUCCCAUAAGUGCAUUUUCCUUCAUUUUGCUUUACACAGAAGACAAAAUAUGCUAGUACAUGCAGAAAUGAUUUAAAACGUCUCUUUUCCUUGUGUGAAAUAGUGUUUUGUUACCAUUAGGUGAACACGAAUGGAAAUUCGAAAGAAAACAGACUUAUCUUAACGUGUGAGGACAAAAUGAAAAUAAAGACGAAGAAUUUUUUAUUCAUGAAAACGUGGGGUUUUGGUCUCACUCCAGAGUUCGAAGAAGGAAAACAUUAUUACUUUAUAUGUAAGUAGUCCCUCUCUUCUUCCAAUGGUUAUUUUCCCCAUAGUGGGGAAAUGACCAUUGAAACUGACUCGUGAGUUUUCCAAGAGGGCCCUGAAGGGGUAAAAUGGGAACUGGGAUUGAUCUAUUUUCGGACUGGGAAAAUGGGAUUUGGGUUGCUGGGACUGGGAUUUGGCCACUGGGAAUGGGAAAUGAAGUCCUCAAAAAUGGGAAUGGGAUUGAGGUAAUGCGAGUCGAUUCCCAAUUUUUCUGCGUUUUGAGUAUUUUAAAAUACAAUUUUGAUCCGUUUUUGGUGUCUUUGGUCAUGAUUUUUGUUGUUAACUAUAUUAUUCACAGCACUACCUGCGAACAGGCAUACUUUGGCGCCCGGAAUUCUGGGUUUUCUGAUUAUGCGUGUCUCAGAAUGCUGCAAAUGUCGUUUCCAGGAUUCAAAUUUUAAAAUUUUCCGUGCUUUUGGCACGAGCCCCCCCCCCCUAAUUUUUAAAAAGUGUCUGCCACUUGCUUAAAAGGUCUUAAAACUGUUUAUUCUACCGAUAAGUAAAGGAUUUUUUAUUGACUGGGAUUUCAAUAACUGGGACUGGGAUUUCUAAUAAAAAUCCAACUGGGACUGGGAUUUUGCCAAAAUUUCAGGUGGGAAAUGGGAUUGGGACCCCCCUUCAGGACCCUCUUCGGACUCGUGCUAUUUUGAUGCUCUUUGAAAAACUUACUCGUGCAUGUUUUAUCCAAAUUGCACUCGAAACCAUGCUAUUACCUAUACUAACUAUGUUUAUCCUAACCCACCCUGUCUACUUUCCCUGUGAGCGGAAACUGGAACGCCCCGUGAAAACCCACGACUUUCGGGGCAGAGCGUUGAAAUCCGUCAAUCAGUUCGUUCGUCCGUUCUUCCGUCACUCCACGGUGUGGCACUUUUAUUAAUUUAAUUAAAGUGUGCUAAUCAUCUUUGACCGAGUUGAAGCUGUCUUGGGCGCCUUUAUAUGACUCGUCUUUUGCCGGAUUACGGAGCAGCUACGGUGGAAGGGUCAGGGCCGGCGCUAAAGGGGUGUGGGAGUAUAACACCCCCCCCCCCAGUCAGCAGAAAUAUUAAUUAGGGGUUGCAUUGACUCGGCAAAAUUUACCUUGAUAACUCAGCAAAAUUCACGCACCCCCCCCCCCAUUCAAAGACGUCUAGCGCCGCCCCUGGGAAGGGUCAGUUAAGGGGCGAAUUCCAAUCUGCCCUGUCAAGAAGCUGAAGAAUACCCACGACUUUAAUUCGGUAUAGCAAUAAAUACAUCUAUGGUUUUGGCCAGGGACGCCGGAACGAUGUGACGGCAAGGGGAGCCGAUUUUCGUGGAAGGGCACUUUUGAAUUGAUAUAUACUAAGAGAUGUUUGCAAAAAAUCGGGAGUUGAACUUUGCCUAAUCAUGUUUUCUAUUUAUUGGAUGAUAGGGGUGUGAGGGGGUUCUCCGCCAGGCGAUUGUGCUAUUCUUGAAGCUCGAUGACUGCAUUUCUUGCGUUUUCUGAAGCAAAUUCGUAAAAGAAUUACACUAACAUUUCUGUCAUUUCGCUAUUUCGCCAAGGCAAUCCUUUAAAUUGAAAGGGCACCUUUGCCCCCCUUGCCCCUCCUGGUAAAGGGCAACGGGGGAGGCUGCCCCUCCUGCCCCCCCACUUCCGGCGUCCCUGGUUUUGGCAAACAAGAGAUGGCCUUGACGUGAGAUAAAUGUUUAAUAUUGUUAUAUUAACAUUUAACAUUUCGUGCACACAACCAACUGUGGUUUUAUUCCCGUUUGACCGGGGCAUGAAGUUUAUAAAGCUCUCAGGCAAACUUUCGCUUGCCAACUCUUGUUAAUUGAUUCAACCCUUGUUUCAUUAUACAGUAUAGCGCGCUGCGGUGUUCGGGAAAAUAUACCCAUGUGAUUAUAAAGCGUCUCCUGGUCUGAGUGUAUGAGCGAUCAUUAGACAAUUAAAUCAUUGUUUAGAACAACUAAAACUUUUGACGAUUGUUCGCAUGCGCAUGAAACAAUGGCGGUUAUAUAAGAUUGAUAUUGAAAGGCUUUUCGUGGCGACAAGAGUCUGUGCGCUAAAGACAGCCUAUAAUUAAAGGAUAAUUAAAGCAUAAAAGCGAAGAUCAAAAUAGUAACGAUGUGUUUUAAAUAAAAUUUUCGAGAGCCUUAACCUAGAUUCUUGUAGGAAUACCAAAUUGACAAAAAUGUAUUACCCUAGAUAUUCUAAUAUAAGUUCCGCGUUCCCGGAAUGUGGGGUAUAAUUGAUGUUUGAGAUGGGGUAAAAUGGGUAGGGGGUUUCUAGUAAUGUACUUACAUGAAUUUUCAUGGCCCUGCAAUUUCUCGAGAAUGAAAGUUGAUGAGAGCUGAUAUAGUCACGAACUGCUUUUCAGUGGAUAUUUCAAGCUCUAGAUUAACAAACUAAAAGUUUGAUGAGUGUUCCAACUAUGUUUUAACUUAAACAGAGUACAUGAUAGUGUUGGGAAAGCAUUAAGAACAGCUAACCAAGAUCGCGUGACUACCAACUCUCAUCCACUCUCAUAUCCCCGUUUGACCAGACCUUAAAGGCUGCUUUAUACACAAUAAAAGUUUCUGUGAUUACAGUAGGUAUUUUGCACAGGUCAAUUCCAAGUUUUGAAGGUUUGUAAGAAAUGUUUGAAGCAACCGACUCCGUGUUUAACACUUAGUCAAUUACCCUUUCUCUCUUUCUUUCUUGUCUGCAUUGGUUAAUAAGAAUUAUAGAUGCCGCCCAAAAAUGGCGGAUAUUCGUCAUCGUGAGAAAGGCUAUUCCCUGAAACAUUUCUUACAAAGGAAGAAGAAUAAAUCAUGUCCGUGAUUUCUGGACAUGGAUCACAGAAACUUUGAUAGUGUAAACCAGUCUUAAAAUGGCUCGAAUAGCAACUGGCACUGGAUUAUAUUAAGAGUCUAACUAUUGUAGUGAGCUCAUCGGUUUUAUUGCAUCUUUUGUUUAUAGCCACAAGUAACGGGGAACAACCUGAACUAAAAACGCGCAAAGUUAGUGGAAAAGACGGGAGCUGCGAAAAACAUCACAUGAAAUUACAUAUAUAUGUUUGCGUUCAGAGCAAGGGUAAGGGAAUUUAUACCAUUCACUAUUCCGAAUCAAUCGAGAUAUGCAAACUAUAUAGUGGCGUGAAACAUUAUCUACACAUGCAAAAAUCUCACACAAUGAAUGGUGUAACGUUUCAAGAGAAUCCUUCCAUGUGGGACAUGCAUCUAGAUGAAUUAAUGAGUAAAGCCUGUAGCAGAAUGUACAUUAUUCGGAUUUGCAAAUACUACGGGUUUUCUAGGAAAGAGCUGGAUCUUCUGUUCCAUAGUCUUAUUUUAUCAAUAAUAGUUUUUGGUAUAGAGGUCUGGGGAUGUGCGUCGUAUUCUAAGUAUCUUAGUCAAGUAGAUAAACUUUUAAAACGUGCAUAUAAGUAUGGAUAUCUUAUGUAUCAGGUAUCGAUUGUUGAUAUAUUAAACAAUAAAGACAGAGAUUUAUGGGAGAAAAUAACUACGGAUCCCAACCAUGCCCUACAAGUUUUGCUGCCUCCUAGUCGUCAACUGGAAUUACGCAAUCGCGGACAUGAGUAUGAACUACCGAGAGUUCGAACAGAAAGGUUUAAAAGAGUGUUCGUUAAUAGAUGUCUUUUUAACUUCAUAUGAUAUUUUUAAAUUAGAAAUUAACUUCUUAGGAACUUCAUUAAACAUUACAAUAAUGGUAUUUUAAUCAAUACUAAUUCAGAAAUUAGUAUAAUAAUUAUUGAUAAGUAAGUGCAAAUUGUAAGCCCGCACGUUUGUUGUGAGGUGUUGCUUUUAAUAUUUUAAUAAAGAUUUAUACAUAGCACGUUUGCUAUGCAACAAGUUGUGUUCGCACUGUUUGUCCCGAGGCCAAGUUGUCAACAACAAGCAUGGAACAACUUAACUUGUUAACAGCCUUGUUGAUAUUAUCAGACUUGUUGCAAGGUUGUUCCAACAAGUCCGAUACAAUCAUGAUGUAACAAUACUGUUACAACCUUGUGUCGUCGACCUUGUAACAUUCUUGUUAGAUUAUGGCCGUAUCAGAUUUGUUAGAACAACCUUGUAACAAGUCUGAUGACGCCAUCAAACUUGUUACAAGUUGUUUUAAAAAAAUUAACAACUUCAGAUUAAAACUUUUCAACAAUUGGGAACAAGCAGUGCGAACACAACUUGUGAACAGAUUUGUAGCAACUUAUGUUUGCAGACCUGUAACAACUUGUGCGGUUUUACCUGUGUAGUCGACGGCAGGUAUUAGCAAUUUAAAAUUUUUUACGACAUUUUGUACUUUUGACUGAAAAUCGUACGUGAAUUUAAUAACUUCUUUAUACAAGGAGCACAUAGACUUAAAAAACUUGGUAACAACCAAUGAAAAUUAUGCUUAUAAUAAUUGUUGCUUAUUUACCUCGACUUUGGCGAAUAAUUCCUGAGUAUCCCUAAUUAUAUUCUGAUAAUCUUUCUUUACAGAGGAUUGUGUUUAUGAAAUGCCCAAAUGCGGGCCACCGCUCGAACUUUUCAGGGAGAUGCACCUGAUUGCUGGCAAGCUACCCGCACCUACAAAAGCUCCUCGCCCGAAGACAGUCCCGAAGGUUCGCACCCCCCGGAAAACUGAACCGAAAAAAGGAAAUCAAGUCAUGAAACCAACAACCCCGGGGGAUGUUGGAGAAAAGGUGCCAUUAUGCAAGGCGGAAGACAAAGGCAGUAAGUGGCCAUUUUUGUAUUUUACUGCAAAACGUGUCUUUCCAGCGAGAGAUAAAACUAUAUCCCGUCCUUUUUUUACAGCUUUCGUUCAGAACGAAGUUCACGACGACGUUCACGACAAAAUAUUCGACACUAAAAAGAUUUAAAUACUUUAAAUAUCCUUAAAACAAUUCCCUAGAACAUCCCUGAAACUAUACAAACUUCCUUAUUUUAAGGAAAACCUUAAGGUUACAGGACACCCUUUUUGGCGUUUUGUGGAAAAUCGCUACUGCGCGCUCAAAAUCAGUCCGAUUUUCAUCAAUAAACAAUAAAAUAAUGUAAGAAUUAUUCAGGAAAAUCUUAAAUCGCGGUAGCUUUACGCUUUUGAGUUAUGUUCCGGCUGGUUUUAAGAUAUAUUUAUGAAAAUAUCAUUUUUAUACAGUAAAAUAGUUGUUCUAAAAAAUUGUGUUCGGAAAUUUUUGUUUAUUUCGUCAUUCCGCUGAUAUGGCGAUUCCUUUGACGACUACAAUAUAUUUCUGAAUCGUUUGAGUGAAUUGCUCCUUUUUAUUAAAAUAUCCAAAAUUAGAACAAAGCCGAACACAUUUUGAAACUGACGUCUUUAUCUAUGUCCUGUGAAAAUUUGAGAAUAAUUCGUUAAAACCCGCAGGAGAACAACUCGUUUGAAAAUCACUAAUUGCCUUAAAAUUCUUCCGGAUUUUCAAUGUUUUUCUUACUGCAAGCGAAUAAUAAAUAACUCUGCGAGUUUUCAACUUUUUUUGUUCAAACUUGGUCAGAUAGUAGAACUAAUCUAAUGCUUUCAUGGAAACCAAUAAAAAAUUUUUAGGCAAAAUUAACACUCAAAGGAAAGGUGUUCUGUAACCUUAAAAGUUGCUAAUGCUAAUAAUACGACUCCCAAAUGCGCAUGCUUCGACUCAAUAAAACCACAACAGAUUCCCAUAACAACUACAGCCACUUCACUCAAAUAUAAGAUCACAUGUUUUCCGAACUGACAAUCCAAACUUGCAUGAAGCCCAAACCCGCGCACCUUCUCCGCUACAGCCUACAGCUAGGGGAGGGACAAUGGGAAGGGUAGAUGUUUUAGUUAGAUUAACUUCAGCGAUCAAAAUGGGGCGCUCCUGAUCGCAAAAUUUUUGGGGGCCCUUUUGGGCCUAUCUACAAAGAGAGCUAAAUUUCAAAACUUGCCUACAAAGUUGGUUUCUGUUGCUCAGGACUCACGCCCGUAUUCUAAAAGCCUCACUCACACUCAAUGAGUGUGGAGGUUCAAUUUCAUUACUUAUAGAUUAGUACGACACUAAUCCUCCAACUAUUCAUAAACAGCAUUGACACUCAAGAGAAGCUCAGAUUGAACCUCCACACUCAUUGAGUGUGAGUGAGCUUUUAGAAUACGGGCGUGAGUCCUGAGCAACAUCACAAACCAACUUUGUAAGCAAGUUUUGAAAUUUAGCUCUGUUUGUAGAUAGGCCCAAAAGGGCCCCCAAAAAUUUUGCGAUCAGGAGCGCCCCAUUUUGAUCGCUGAAGUUAAUCUAACUAAGCAUCUGCCCUUCCCAUUGUCCCUCCCCUAGCUGUAGGCUGUAGCGGAGAAGGUGCGCGGGUUUGGGCUUCAUGCAAGUUUGGAUUGUCAGUUCGGAAAACAUGUGAUCUUAUAUUUGAGUGAAGUGGCUGUAGUUGUUAUGGGAAUCUGUUGUGGUUUUAUUGAGUCGAAGCAUGCGCAUUUGGGAGUCGUAUUAUUAGCAUUAGCAACUUUUGGGAGGUUCAAUCUGAGCUUCUCUUGAGUGUCAAUGCUGUUUUUGAAUAGCUGGAGGGUGAGUAGUCACAUAGUAAUUUACUAUGUGACUACUCACCCUCCAGCUAUUCAAAAACAGCAUUGACACUCAAGAGAAGCUCAGAUUGAACGUCCACUCAUUGAGUGCGAGUCAGCUUUUAGAAUACGGGCGUGAGUGUGUCACGUCCACACCAGGCAAGCUAAAAUGUUUGCUUGGCCUCGAUGAGAAUUGAACCCGAGAUACCAAAAUUUAAAGUUGCUGAGCAACUUUUACGUGUACAGGCCUGGCCAAGUCGCUCCUUGACAUUGCAAUUCAUUCUCUCUGUUCCUUUCAGCUUCAAUUCACCUCAUUUUGAAUUUUGUUCUUGGCGGAGUGGCGUUGUUUAUGGCUGUCGUUAUCAUUAUCCUCGUCUGCGGGCUAUCGUAAGUGUUUAAAGGUUCUUUACUCUUCAUUGUAAAGCAAUUUGUCAAGUAAGAUUGACCAAGUACAAAACUGAAUACGGCACAAACAUCUUAGGCCUGUUUCAAACGUCGCGCUUCUCAUGUGCCGAACGCAUUCAAAACAAUAGACAAUGAGGCAUUUCAGCUGAUUAUCUAUUGUUUUUAAUGCGUUCGGCACAUGAGAAGAGCGACGCUAUGGCGCUACAAUUAACCCUUUAAAUGGCAAUGCACUCUACUUUAGUAUUUUACUCUAACGCCAGACGAUUUUACUCGUUAAAUGGAGACUGCUGCCACUCAAUGGGUUAAACAAUGGCGAGAUUCGCUACGUUAACUAACAGCGGUUUAAGAGAAUUAUCAGACGAAAAAGAAGCGGAAAACACUAAACGAGCUACAAUUUGACUUUUACUCUGUCCCGUAAAGCAAGACAAAGUUUUGCUAAUUUCUCAUCCAAAUUUAACCACAAUUCAUCCAAAUUUAACCGUUUGUCCUUGAGUAAUGUCCAUUAGUUCUACAAAUUUUCGUAUUAGUAGAUGUAUAUAGAACAUAGUCUUAUGGAUGUAAAGUAAACACAUUAACAAACUACAAGACUCUGUCUUUAUAUCAGUAGGUUCGAUAUACGGGUUAAUAAGUGCAAGCCUAGAGAUCUGUUCAAAUAUUCAUUUCAUCAUACAGUUUUUAAAUAUUGUAACAUUUUCUCGACAGAGAUAAGAACAAGACGUACGAAAUGGAGCGACCGCCAUCGGCAAUUUCUACGACACACGGAGGACAUAUUGUGAACGCCGAGAUAGUGAAUGCCGAAAUCGUAAGGUACAGUGAUGGACAUAUAGAAUUAUCCCCUGUGAUAGUUGGCCGUACACCUCCGACAUCCCCAAAUAUCAUCAUACCACCCUAUCCGACCCUACAGAGAAUGCAUUCGCAGCGACAAAACACUCCUUCGGACAACGUGCCCAAUGAGCGCACACCGUCCGAACAAUUCCACCUUGAAGAUACCCCACCCGAUCACUCCCCCCUGGAAACUUCCCUCUCAAACGAAGUGGCAGCAUUCACCUUCCCCGAUGAGGCUAAGGCGAUGGACUCCGAAGGCAAUUCGGACGAUCACGAAAGCUCCGAAUCUAGUCUGACGACUACAGCCAUUGUGACAAACCCACGGCAUGAUCACGAAGUAGACACGUGAUGAAUUUGAAAUUUCACGUGUUGUAUGCGUAAACGCCAUCGGCUAAAAAAUCACGUCAAGUAGUACGUCAAGUAGCGAGGCCAUGCAGUUACGUCAUAAAAUGACGUAACCCAUGACGACGUCAUAAAAUGACGCAAUAGAAUAAAUAACAUUUUCUAUGGUAGAAACCAUGCAACUUUACGUGCAAUCACCCAGUGCAGAACUGAAAGACACUGUAAAAUAAUAUAUCGAAGUAUUGCCAUAAACACAUGCAUGUACAGUUUCAGGGGCCGGUUGUUCAAAGCUGGGUUAGCCUAACCCUAGAUUAGUCUAAAAUUCAAAGCAAUUUACUUCCUGACAGUUGGUCUAUAAAUUUGGAACUAUUUCUUCAGAGAUCUUGUCUGGAUCCAUAGGAGUUUACUUCUCUGAAGAUUUGAAAUAAACAGACGUGCAGAAACACACAAACUAAAAUAGCAGGUUAAAGUUAACCCAAGGUUAGCGCUAAACCACCUUUGAAAAACCGCCCCCAGGUGUAUAUUUUAGAGAGAGAAUCAUAAAGAACAGAAUGCACUAGUUAUAGACUAUUUACUUAACUUGUACAAAAGUAACAAAACAUUUUGCACGCAAAUCGGAAAACAGUUGUGAAGCAUGUUGCAUGACAAGCAGAGACAAUAAGACUGACUGCUUAUUGCAUCCUUUUCUAUUACUUUAUGCAGUGAUUUUAUCAUGUUUCGUGCUCAAUGGGUGGGUUAACUUCACUCAAGACUAAAGCGUGGUUCACACUAACAAUUUUGACAUUUGUCAGCAAUUUUGUGUUUCUGACGGAUGCAAAUGAGUGAACUCCACACAAAAGUAUCGAGUCGCUUUUCAGAAGUAAACAAUUCUAAGUCUUUUGCAUGUCAUUCAUUCGAUCACAUUUGCCAGGAGGAGAAAGAUCGCCGACAGAUCGAAUUGCUAGUGUGAAGCAGGCUUUAUACAAUAGGGAAAUGCUUGGUGGUCAACGUACUUUGCACAUAUUGCCGCUUUAUGCCUAGCCAGCAGAGCUUUGGCCGUAUUUCAACAAGGGUGGGUUGACUACAGAAUUUUUGUAGUUCGCUAUAACUACAGCUACUUCAAAAAUAUGUAGUCAGCUACAACUACUGCUACUUUUGAACAAAGCUAGUUCGCUACUGACUACAGCUACUGCUUAAAAAAUGUAGCGAACUAUUUCGCUAUUUCGCUACGCUAUAUUUUUUAAUUAGUUUUACUGUAUUUGGAGCAUCUACUAACUCACGCUGAAAUGUAACCAAUAACAAAUCGACUUACGAGUAGCAACAAUAAACACAAAGCAACAUGUUUGUAAGAACUAGUGAACUACAGUGUUCAAGAGUGCAAAUUGACAAUUGAGUAUUGAUUCUAAGCAAACCGUGUCUCAAUAUCAUGCUAUUCUAUCAAGUUGCUAAUAAUUUUAAAAAGUAGCGAAUAGCGAUUUUCUGUUCGAAAAGUAGUCAACUACUUGGCUACUUUUAGGAAAAAUGUAGUUCGCUAUAACUACAGCUACUGUUUUAUAAAAGUAGUCAAAAACUACUGGCUACUUGAAAAUUGUAGUUCGCUACAGUAGCGAACUACAAUUACUUCGCUACUACCCACCCUUGUAUUUCAAGCUCCCCCUGGAAAUACGGCCAAAGCUCUGCUGGCUACUUUAUGCCUUGUGGAAGCAAGUAAAUUUCGUUAAAUUGCAUAAUAAUAUAUUUGGUACUAAUCACAAGAUCAAUACUUGUUGACCACCAAGCGCUAAACGCAUCACUUGACUGACACCCAUCUACACACGUAAAAAUCUCACAACUUGUCAACAAGAUGUGUUCGCAACAGGCUUGUAGCAAGCUUGUCGACAAGUUGUAACAAUCAUGUUAUUUCAUCAACUUGCUACAAGGUUGUCACUCACAACUUGUUGACAAAUUGUUGAAUUGCAGGACGAUAGCAAGUUGUUGGAACAACUUGUAACAAGUCUGUCGAACUCAACAACCUUGUAGCAAGUUGUCAACAAGCCGUGGACAACUUGUUAACAAGCUGGAAGCAAGCAGUGCGAACACAUCUUGUUGACAAGUUGUUGGAAAAGCAUUGCUACAAGUCUACUGCAGGUUUGUUGCAACUUGUGCGUUUUUACGUGUGUACAGGAGAAUAGGGCUAAAGAGAGGCUUGUGAUUGUGAUGAAGAUCAAAGAGAAACAUAUGCGUGCACGAAACAUCAAGCAUGGGGAUAUAACUUUUAGCAAGUCUGCCAACAAGCCGCCAACAAGUUGUGUUCGCACUGCUUGUCCCAAGUUGUCAACAAAGUUUGAAACAAGCUGUUAACAAUUUGUAACAACCUCGUUGUUAUUAUCAGGCUUGUUUACAAGGUUGUUUCAACAAGUCCGAUACAGUCGUGAUGUAACAAUAUUGUUUCAACCUUGUGUCGUCAACCUUGUAACAUUCUUGUUCAUCAUGAUUGCAUCAGACUUGUUAGAACAACCUUGUCAGACAAGUCUGAUAAUGGUAUCAAGCUUGUUAACAGCUUGUUCCAAACUUGUUACAACAACUGGGAACAAGCAGUGCGAAGACAACUUGUUGACAGCUUGCGAACAGAUUUGUUACAACUUGUUUGCAGACUUGUGACAACUUGCGCGUUUUUACGUGUGUAAGCUAAAACGGGGCAAACUGAUGAAAAUAUGGCCAUUGGGGCGAAAGUGAAAUAAACAGCAAAGGUCCAUUAGCUUACAGACCUGGAAAAAGGCGGAAUGUCGAAAUCCUAAGGAACGUACAUUUGCCAAGAUUGAGGAACAAUUUCAAUUCCAACUUACACUACACAACUUUUGCCUAAAACUGUCGCAUGCAACCUGCUUUCAACUUGAGUUGUACUGUGCCAAUCAAGCACACAACUUACAUACGUUGUCGUAGACGAGCUGUGUGCUUGAUUUACACAGUACAACUCAAGUUGUGAACAGGUUGCAUGCGACAGUUUUAGCCAAACGUUGUGUAGUGCAAAUCAUCCUCUAUCAGUCAUUUGAGACAUGUAACAAAAAUACAGUCAAGCAUACUUUGUUGUUAAUGGCGUCAUGACUUAUGUACGCGGUCAAAUUUCACACUUUUCAGGUCUGUUUGCUCACAGGAUCGUCGUGCAACUGGUUAUAUAUGAUCGUAGGCUUCUCUGGGUUAGCAAAUUAGUGAUUUUUAGGAAUUGAGAUAUUUUUAGCUUAUAAUGUUAAUGAUUAGGUUAUCUAGGCUAGAGGUAGUGAAAUUCUAAAAUACAGGUGAAUAUAUGUUAGUCCUGUUUUAUUGAAAUUGUCCAACUUGUAACUGUUGUAUAUUAUGACUA
Molecule: messenger RNA, 36107 nt
Organism: Paramuricea clavata
Lineage: Eukaryota; Metazoa; Cnidaria; Anthozoa; Malacalcyonacea; Plexauridae
Source: the annotation of a GenBank genome assembly